GAUGGCACAUUCAUGUUGAGGUGCAUAUAAAACAAUUGUUAAUCUGAUACCUGUCUGUCUUCUUCAAUCUAUCUGAUGCAUCCCUGAGUGCCACUCAAACUCUUAUCAUGGAAAAACACGUGCUGAUAGUGACUUCAUGAAGAAAAAAAAUCCUCAAUCCCACAUGAAAAAAGUCCAAAUGUUCUUGAGCAAUUAAAUUAUCUACCUUUGAUAUCUCUUUGCCAGAAUCUUCCUUAUUAUUGUUUUCUGUCAGAGACGUGAGAACUCAAUAUUGAAUCCUAGAAAAAUGUCUGCCCAGGUUCCCGAUGUCGAGAAGUAUGCACCAUCAGAUUUUGGUAGUUCUGAGGCAUCUGAUAUCCUUGAUUUGAAAGACGAUGAAGGAUGGGAGGAUGCUGAGCCAGAAGAGGAAGAACAAAACCAAUUUGUGUCAUUAUUAGAUGAUGAAGUUUUCACCGAUAUGAAUGCUAUGAUUCAACAUUGCAAGGAGAAAUGCGGCUUUGAUUUCCUGGAAGUCAGGCAAAAGUUGGGCCUAGACUUCUAUGGCAGUAUCAAACUUACCAAUUAUCUAAGAUCUAAGACUCAGAGUGGUGAGAAGCCUUCGUCAAAUAUUUCCAUGGCCGAUUUGGAAGAUGAGAAAUACCUCAAGCCAGUUUUGGAGGACGACGCUUUUCUUUUUUGCCUGGAUGAUCUUCCUGAUAUCGUCGAAGAAAAUGAAGGCGCAGGAAAUGGCAAGGAAGUCGAAUCCGGACCCCUCGUCACUCGUGUAUCUGAAUUAGAAGAGGAGCUCAGAAAAAUUCAAUCUCAAUUUGAGAAUUACAGAAACACUGUCAAUGAAACCCUGGAUGAACGCUGGAACAAGUCCGCGGGACCUUCUGAAGCCAAAAAGGAGGAGAAGCGAGAUGAUGAUAGCCAAUAUUUUACUUCUUAUUCAUACAAUGAUAUCCAUGAGACCAUGCUGAAAGAUACUGUUCGUACCGAUGCCUACCGUGACUUCAUCUACAACAACAAGUCUCUUUUUGCCGGAAAGACUGUUUUGGAUGUAGGAUGUGGCACAGGUAUUCUGAGUAUGUUCUGUGCCAAAGCUGGUGCAGCUCGAGUGAUUGGUGUCGAUAAUUCGGACAUCAUCGAGAAAGCCCGUGAGAACAUCUUCAACAACGGCUUCGCCGAUAAAAUCACUUUACUCAAGGGUAAAGUUGAGGAAGUCAAUCUCCCUGUUGAACACGUCGACAUUAUCGUUAGUGAAUGGAUGGGCUAUUGCUUGCUGUAUGAAGCUAUGCUUGACAGUGUCAUUUGGGCUCGAGACAAGUACUUGAAGCCUGAUGGAUUAAUGGUUCCAAGUCACAUGAACAUGUGGGUUGCUCCCGUUGCUGAUCCAGAUUACGUCGCCGAUCACAUCGAUUUCUGGAGAGAUGUUUAUGGAUUUGAUAUGAAAGCAAUGCAAGCCGGAAUUCACGACGAUACACAAGUCCUCGAUAUGCCAGCCAGUACAAUCUGUGGCGAACCCUUCCCAUUCUUGCAACUGAGUCUGCACACAACCACAGUCAAAGAUCUUACAUUCAAGAGAAAAUGGGAGUCGAAGCUCACUCAGGAUGUCGAUACGUUGGAUGGCUUCAUGAUUUGGUUUGACAGCUUCUUCAUGCCCUCACGAAAAGACGAGGUUCCCGAGAAUGCAAAGGCUGAGGAAUGGGCCAAGGAAGAGAAAAAGGGAGUUGCAUUUACAACAGGUCCUAAAGCUAAGGUGACACAUUGGAAACAAGGUGUAUUGCUAAUCGAUACUGCCAAAUAUCAACCAGAGGGACAUAAGGCAGGCGAGCAGAUCAGUGGAGACUUAGAGUAUCUAGUUGCCGAUGAUUAUUCGAGAGCUCUAACUAUCGGCGUGGACUGGAAAUUCGAUGGCGAGGAGGCUGCCAAAUCUCAAACAUGGAAGAUGAGAUAAUUGUCUAGCUGGUAGAUAAAAAUGAUAAAGUGGGAUGAUUUGCUAAAGUCACGAGUACCAUGAAACCCUUGGUUGUAGGAUACACAUUUUCAGUUCCGCUGAAGUUGACCUUGCAAGAAUAGCUCUCGCUGGAGUAGAAACUCCAUACUUGUGGGAAGUAUUGAGUAUACUCGUAGUUCAAAUAAAGUAGAUCUCCACCA
Botrytis cinerea B05.10 is the source of this 2136-nucleotide messenger RNA. RefSeq lists its product as hypothetical. Gene Ontology annotation, molecular function: protein-arginine N-methyltransferase activity. The transcript has 2 exons. Gene Ontology annotation, cellular component: nucleus. Gene Ontology annotation, biological process: peptidyl-arginine methylation. NCBI's taxonomy places the organism in Eukaryota, Fungi, Ascomycota, Leotiomycetes, Helotiales, Sclerotiniaceae. The record is from RefSeq and is a predicted model, not a curated record. The coding region runs from base 287 to 1936 and encodes 549 amino acids.